AUUUUGUAUCAGAACGAAGAAGGAACAUGUCCCUUGCUUAAGAUCCGAACACCACUAGUCUCAAAGUCGUUCAUUUGACGAUGCGCUGCCACACAGCGCUGUUCAGUCACGUGUUCGCGAACACAGGGUGAAGUCAUUCCAGACGGAGAAAUCCGUAAAUAGUCGCUACUAGCAUCGAGCUAACAUCGCUGGUUUUGUUUAUGAAUUAACAUACUCCCACAUUCCACUCUGUCUCAGGUUCAUGUGGAUCAGGUUCUGACGUCAAUAAUCUCAUUCCCCAAACAAAUUGCCCGAGAACUCCUUCCCCAUGGCCAGCGAACCUCCUACGACUGACUCUGCGACAACAAGCCACAUUCCUCCUUUUGCGAGGCAAUUAGCCCCUUACAUUAAGAGCCGUCAAGAAGCUCUGCGUAUCCGACAAGUCCUAACCUCAUACCUCCGCUCGCAAAUUACAUUCGCCGAAGAGGAUCCCGAACGACCAAAUCCUCAUGCGGAAUCCCACCUCGUCCUCUGUGCCCCUCACGAUGCCGUUGUUGACGUGAAACGGGCUCCACUAGAGCUGACUGGACUGAGGAAGGAAUAUCUGGAGGCGCUUCAGGCGAACGUGGCUGCAAAGCAGGAAAACCAAUCUGUUUCCGAGAAUCUGGCCGCGAAAACGCAGCAGAGGAGCAAAGCCAGAGCAGAGGCAACGACAACACCGGUUCCUAAAUCUGAACUACAGACGUAUCUUGCACUCCUCCGAGAUCGUCGCCGAAAUGCGAAACUCGAGGUCUUUCAGCACUAUUUGCAAGAAUUGAAGGGUCGACAGACGGUUGAACUAGAACAAUUUGACAAAACCGAGGAUCAAAACCAACAUCUCCAGCGGAUUGGUGGAUACGAGGAUGGGGGACAGGGGGGUUCUGGAGAAGAGGGUGUCAAAGGGCUAGUUCACAAACUCGAGAGGGCAGUCAUCCGCGCAAGGGCACAAUUGGAGAGGGAGAAGAAGCUAUUCGAGGAGCUCAAGGCACAACAUGAUGCUAGGGAAAACACCGACAAUGGGGAUGUUCCAUCGGCAAGCAAGAUCCAGGCUUUACAGCGGACACGAGAUGCACUGGUGCAAUGGGUUGAAGAGAAACUGAUGAGUGUUGGCGCCAAUGAUGAGGGUCCAAUAGAGGAGCUCUCACCCGAGGAAAUUGAAGAUGCGUCCAACUUACUCGAUGGGCGUAGGACUCAAAUCAUGCAACAAUAUACGACUUAUGUAGAGACUCGUCGAGCUCUUCUGGAAACCGCUGCCAAAUCUUGCCAGCCUGUCGCUCCAGGCCCUGCCAAACCCCGAGAACCGUCUGACGACAACGACAAGCCUAUAGCUGAGGAGCCUCUACCCCUCGAACCUAUGGAUGCCAUGGCUUUUGCAAGUGAACGUAUACUUCCGCUCUCCAAAUCCCAACGAGGAUUGUCUCUACAAAAGUCCUAUCUGUCGGCCAUGCUUUCCAAAGAGAAAUCUACCACCCUUCGCAUUCUCAAUCGCCUUGCUGAUGAGAGCCAUCUUCUUCCUGAAUACCCUCUUCUCUCUCGUCAACCCCGUUUCAAGCACGCCACAGCAGGUUCCCGAAGUUCCCUGUCUCCUCGGGAACUCGCUCCCCCAGACGAGAUUACUUCAUUGACAGAAGCAUGGGCGUUCGCUGGCGGAGCUGCACGAGAACACGAGCAGGAGUACGUGGCGCAAAAGAUUGUGGAAGGCGGAGUAACAGCGCACGAGGCACUGCAGACGUUGGAGGAGAUUUGCGACACGUUGAACCAAGACUUGCAGGAUGUUUUCGAAGAUGCACAGGAGUCCAGUACUGGUGUUCAAUCACGGUCGAAGUCGAGUUCCAUUGAGAAACAAACCGGGCCAUGGAGUGGGCUGAAUGGUCAAGUGGGGGUUGCAGAAUAGGCCAAUGCAACGUCUUUUCUUGUCUGUGACAUUUUAAAAACGGUCUUGCUACACAAUCUUACUUGACUGACGUUGUUCUUGAUCAUUGUUUUUUGUAGUUGAAAGAGAUCUUGUUGCAAAUAGAGUUGCGAUAUCAACACUGAGCGAUUGGCCGUGGACAACCGAGCGCCUAUCAGAUUGUGG
Molecule: messenger RNA, 2095 nt
Organism: Aspergillus glaucus CBS 516.65
Lineage: Eukaryota; Fungi; Ascomycota; Eurotiomycetes; Eurotiales; Aspergillaceae
Exons: 1
Coding region: 308-1912 (534 amino acids)
Source: RefSeq, a predicted model, not a curated record